This is a messenger RNA of Anastrepha obliqua, 1444 nucleotides long. RefSeq lists its product as uncharacterized. The record is from RefSeq and is a predicted model, not a curated record. The transcript has 2 exons. Bases 1019 to 1444 code for a protein of 141 amino acids. Lineage: Eukaryota; Metazoa; Arthropoda; Insecta; Diptera; Tephritidae.
UGCAACCUACCCCUUGUGUGGCAAAACUGACCGUAUCUCUUGUAAGCGCCCAUUCCAGAUAUUUGUAUGAAAUUGUAUCGCUCUUAGCGUUGUUGAUGUUGUUGUUAUUGUAAAUUUUGUGCACGAAACUCAAAUAAGUAAACAAAAAAUCCAAUAAUCUAACACCAAAGUAUACGUCUCCCCACACUUCAGGAGUAUAUUCGUACUCGUAUGUACUUGUAUAUAAAUUUUUAGAAAAUAUUCGAUGAUGUUUUUGAGAAAAAUUUAAAUCGUGUGUAAUUACUCUAAGCAUUGACAGCGAAAAAAAAAAAAAUAGUAACUAUUGGAAAGUGAGUAAAUUAUUGUGCAUAAACAUUACUCACCAAAUCAAAGUCAAUUAUAGUGUUAAAAUUUGUUGCUCCGGUGUGUUGUGUAUAUCACGCGAAGUUUUCGAAAAUUAUGUGAAUACGAAGUUUAUUUAUGUCUAUGAGAUAUUGGAAAAAAAAUUGAUUUUAAAGUGUGGUGCUUUGGACGUAAAAUAAAAAUAUUCAUUGCAAUACUAGUACAUCUAUUUAUCCGGAAAAAAGUCGGCAUAUUAAACAGCUCUUUGGCGGACAGGGCGUAUGAGUUAUUGUGAAAUAGGCAAUUAAAGUAAACAAUAAAAUUAAUUGUUAUUGCAAUAAUUGCAAGCAAAUACUUACUAACGUGGCCGAAAGACAACAACUAACCAAACAAACGAGUUCAACAACAAUUCCAGCAUAAACAAUUAUAUAGACCACCACUAAUGCUUGAAUGUGUUGCUUUUUUUGGCUACGAUUUUUAUUGCUCUACCAUAAGAAAAACUUAGUGAGCAAAUUGAUCUUUCAUUAAAAACUAUACAAAACAAACAAAUAUCAACAAAUCGUAAUCGCUCGUAAAUUUAUUGGCGCAUUGCAUUCUGCGUACUUUAAAUUCAAUAAAAUAAUUCAAACAAAUAAGAACUUCCCACACCCCAAAUACACAUCCUUUAAUAACCAAUAUAUUCUAAAAAUUGAACAAAAUGUCGCGUGAAAACUCACCUCGCCACAGCAUACGACGGCGUCAUAACCAAUAUCUGCAACAACAACAGCAAAACCAACAGUCGCAUACUUUGCAACAAGCAGCAACGAAUUCGCAACAGCAGCCGCCCAUAAUGGAGCAUGUGGAGCAACUACAACAACAGCAACAAUCGCUUGGCGCUAACGUUGCUAGUGUGGGCAGUAGUGGUGGCGCUGGCGCUGGCAGCGAUGGUGGUGUUGCUGCUGCUGUGACGACUGCGGGCGGCGCGCCCAUGUCCAGCUCCGCCACGAACAUUAGCACCGCCAUCGACGAUGGCAACGGCGAGAAUGCCACACUGCCGCCACUCACCGGCCCCGGACCGAGCAGACAGCGUUCGUUGCGCGACCGCCUCAAAGACGGCAUCACCGGCAGCUUCUCAUGGCAGUAA